This is a messenger RNA of Girardinichthys multiradiatus, 2917 nucleotides long. RefSeq names its product tripartite motif-containing protein 16-like. The record is from RefSeq and is a predicted model, not a curated record. Gene Ontology annotation, molecular function: protein binding. The coding region runs from base 76 to 1749 and encodes 557 amino acids. The transcript has a single exon. NCBI's taxonomy places the organism in Eukaryota, Metazoa, Chordata, Actinopteri, Cyprinodontiformes, Goodeidae.
GUUUUUAGAUCAGACAUCAAGCUGAUUUUUGUUUUGAGGAAGUCGAAACUUAGUUUUUCUUACUGAGAGGAGAAAAUGGCACAGAAAGGAAUUCAGCUUAACGGAGAAAAAUAUUCCUGUUCCAUCUGUUUGGAUCUGCUGAAGGAUCCAGUGACUAUUCCCUGUGGUCACAGCUACUGCAUGAUCUGUAUUAAAACCCACUGGGAUGAAGAGGAUCACAGGAGGAUCCACAGCUGUCCUCAGUGCAGAGAGACCUUUAAAAAGAGGCCUGUCUUGAAGAAAAGCACAAUCUUAGCAGCUUUAGUGGAAGAUCUGAAGAAGACUGGGCUCCAAGCUGAUCUGGCUAAUCUCUCCUAUGCUGGACCAGGGGAUGUGGCUUGUGAUGUUUGUACUGGGAGGAAGCUGAAAGCUGUUAAGUUUUGUCUAUACUGUCCAGCCUCUUAUUGCGAGAAUCACCUCCAACCCCAUUAUGAUGCACCACCAUUACAGAAACACAAGUUAGUGGAUCCCUCCAAGAAGCUCCAGGAGAACAUAGGUUGUUGUCAUGAUGAGGUGAGGGAGAUUUUCUGUCAUUCUGACCAGCAGUGUAGCUCUUAUCACUGCUUAAAUUAUGAACACAAUUGCCAUAAAAAAGUUCCAGCUGCAGCAGAAAUGACAGAGAAGAGAAAGAAGCUAAAAUGGAGUCGACAACAAAUCCAGCAGAGAAUCUGGGACCGGGAGAAAGAUAUCAAGCUGCUUCAACAGGAGGUGGUGGCCAUCAAUAUUUCUGCUGAUAAAGCAGUGGUGUACAGUGAGAAGAUCUUCACUGAGCUGACCCGUCUCAUCUGGAAAAGAAGCUCUGAUGUGCAGCAGCAGAUCAGAUCCCAACAGGAAACUGAAGUGAUUAGAGUCAAAGAGCUUCAGGAGAAGCUGGAGCAGGAGAUCACUGAGCUAAAGAGGAAGGAAGCUAUGCUGGAGGAGCUCUCAAAGACAGCUGAUGACAACCAGUUUCUCCACAACUACCCCUCACUGUCAGUGCUCAGCGAGUCUACACAGUCAUCCAGAAUCAAUAUCCGUCCUCUGAGAUACUUUGAAGAUGUGACAGCAGCUGUGUCAGAGCUAAGAGAUAAACUACAGGACAUCCUGAAAGACACAUGGACAAACAUCUCACAGGCAGUCACUGAUGUGGAUGUUUUACUGUCAGAACCAGAACCACAGACCAGAGCUGGAUUCUUCAGAUAUUCACAAGAAAUCACUCUGGAUCCAAACACUGCAAACAGACAUUUGGUAUUAUCUGAGGGGGACAGAAAAGCAACAUUAAUGAAACAACAACAGUCUUAUUGUGAUCAUCCAGACCGAUUCACUGCUUGGCUCCAGGUCCUGAGCAGAGAGAGUCUGACUGGACGUUGUUACUGGGAGGUGGAGUGGAGAGGGAAACGAGUUGAUGUUGCAGUUUCAUACAAGAAAAUGUGCAGAGCAGGAAACUCAGAUAAUUGUGAGUUCCGAUCUAAUGACAAAUCUUGGUCUUUAUAUUGUGACAGAAACAGUUACAUGUUUUGGCACAACAAAAUUAAAACUCCAGUUCCAGGUCCAGUUUCCUCCAGAGUAGGAGUGUACCUGGAUCACAGAGCAGGUCUUCUGUCUUUCUACAGCAUCUCUGAAACCAUGACUCUCCUCCACAGAGUCCAGGCCACAUUCACUGAGCCGCUGCAUGCUGGAGUUGGGUUUUAUAACGACGGAAUCUCUGCUGAGUUAAUGAAACUGAAAUAGUCCGAAGGGAUUGAGCUCUCUGUUGUGUCAUUUCUUCACUGCUCUGAGAUUAAGUGUUUUUAUGGUGCAACUUGUUCGUUAUAUUUGAUGUUUUGUUGAUGCUAAAGGUUGUUUAGGUGUUGCUUCUUCUUGCUACUGCUCAGCCACGUAGGCUGAGCAGUAGCAUUUUUAUUCAUCUACGCCCAAACCACAAAGGCGGGUGUAAUACCGUUUACACAUUGUGACAUUAUUCUAGCCAAUAAAAUAGUAAAGUGAUGACAUUUAAACCAGAAGUGCCCUAGUGGUAUUUUAGGAUGGAGUAUGAUGCCUGUCUGAAUCACAUCCUUUACACAGAAACCUUAAAUCAAUGUCAUGCCUCACAUGUUCUUCCUCAUGUGUCACCUAAAAGGUUCUUAUUCAUGUUAGCAUCCCUUAACAAGCAAGAAAAAUGCUAAACAUGCUAUAUGACAGGUUUUCAGAAAAUAAUCACAACAGUUUUUUCCUGACACCAGAAAUAUGAGAGGAAAAGCAAUUGCUGCUCCUUUCUCAGUCACAUAUUGGUAUCUGCCAAAAGCAUUAUUUCUUCUUUAACCAAUUCCACCUGAUUCAAACUGUUUUACUUACAAAACACGCCUCUGAGGAGACAAUUGUUUUAUAGUAUUUUUUAUCUUUAUAGGCCAUCGGACUGGCACAUCAAGUCAAUGUUCCUGUCUUUGAUGGGUGUGUAUGCCUAUAACCAAACUUGUGUGAAGAUAUACUAUCUAUGGUGGGGGGAAAUUAAUAAGAUAAAAUUGUGAAAUUUGCCCUGCCUAAACCUUUGUAAAUAUAUCACGAUAAAAUCUAUCUGUUGUUUAUCUGCACAAAGUGUUAUGUUAAGCUCUCAAAAUAACCUGGUAUGUUAGGCACACACACAAAAAAAUAAGAAAAUAAAAACCUGAAAAACAUACCUACAGCAGAACAUGGAAUCAUGCUCUGGGGUUAAUUUUCUUUGUUGUAAGUUAUAGUUAUAAGAUGCUGAUAAAGCCCCAAAUAAGAAUAACUGAAAGCUGCAAUUCAAUUCAAAGAGUCUUGUCUGUUGAUUAAAGGGUGUGCAUACUUAUUCUGCCUGGUUGUUGAACGUUUGAUUUUGAGUUUGUUAUCACAUUUUCUUUGUAACUUUCUUUGUAAUAAAUGUGAUUUUCAAUCAAAA